Messenger RNA from Miscanthus lutarioriparius, 498 nucleotides. The record is from the annotation of a GenBank genome assembly. NCBI's taxonomy places the organism in Eukaryota, Viridiplantae, Streptophyta, Magnoliopsida, Poales, Poaceae.
AUGCUGGACCAUCUCGUCGGGCUGGUGAAGGUGCGCGUGCUGAGGGGGGUGAACCUCGCCAUCCGCGACCUCCGAUCCAGCGAUCCCUACGUCGUCGUUCGCAUCGGCGAGCAGAAAUUGAAGACACGGGUGGUGAAAAAGAGUACCAAUCCGGAAUGGAACGAAGAACUCACGCUCUCUAUUGAAGACCCUGCGGUUCCUGUCAGACUGGAAGUUUAUGACAAGGACACUUUCGUUGAUGAUACAAUGGGUAAUGCAGAGGUGGACAUCCGCCCAUUAGUCGAGGUUGUGAAGAUGAAACUCCGGGAUGUUGCCGACAAAACCAUAGUAAAGAAACUGGUGCCCAACAGACAGAACUGCCUAGCCGAGGAGAGCUCGAUAUAUAUAUCGGAGGGGAAGGUGAAGCAAGACCUGGUUGUCCGGCUAAGGAACGUAGAGUGCGGGGAAAUAGAGCUCCAGCUUCAGUGGGUCGACCUCCCUGGCUCUAAGGGUGUAUGA